This is a messenger RNA of Anastrepha ludens (Mexican fruit fly), 9045 nucleotides long. RefSeq names its product TPR-containing protein DDB_G0280363-like. The coding region runs from base 4248 to 5360 and encodes 370 amino acids. Lineage: Eukaryota; Metazoa; Arthropoda; Insecta; Diptera; Tephritidae. Gene Ontology annotation, biological process: apoptotic process; negative regulation of signal transduction; regulation of TOR signaling. The record is from RefSeq and is a predicted model, not a curated record. Gene Ontology annotation, cellular component: cytoplasm. The transcript has 4 exons.
CGGUCGGAUCCAGUAGCUUCGUAACAACUCUGCUGGUUAAACGUAACGUGGAAAUUGGUUUGUGAAGAACAAGAAGAGGAACAUUUAAGAAUUAAAGUAACAACAGCACGACUGCGAAGACGAAGACGACAGUAAGGCCACCAACACACAAAUAAUCUAAAACAGAAAUGACAAAGGACAGCAGAUUAUUACUUUAAACAGAAUUUUGCAGUAGCAAAUAAAAAGUAUAAGCGAGAAGUAUGUCAAAUAAAAACUUUUGUUAAUUUUCACAAAACCAAUAAACCAGCAAUAAAACUAAAACAAACAGACUUGACAAAUAAACCAAAACUGAAUAUCUACAGACAUUCAAGCAAAACCAUCCAUUUUCGAGCUUUACAGUAACCACACAUAUGCGAAGCACACACACAACUACACACCAAAACAGCUGACACAUGCAAUAUUUUGUUAAUUGACUGCAAAAAAUGAAUUGUGUAAAAUUUUGUUGAGCGAAAAAUACCCAAAGACGCUAACAAUUUAAUGAAUAUUACUGAACUUUAAAAAGGGUGAAACAUGUAAAAUUAUGCUACAAAAACAAUAUAUAUACCAAAAACAAAAAAAAACCAAGAGCGUCACAUAGCUCUGACAAUUUGCAAAAAAAAUAUGUUUUCCCAUAAAAUAUUUGAAAAUUCAGCAAAAACUUCAAAUUAAAUUUUUACAGCAGCAAAGUUCUUAAAUUUGCUCUAUAGCCACAGCAAAAAGCAUUACACGCAGAGAGCACGAGUGAAGAGUACCCCCAUUGACAUCAGGAGAAAACCAGUACAGGAAGCUACCGAACAACAACAGCAAAACAACCAUUUCAACACGUACCAGCGAGCACUCAGGAAAGAUCUACCAACCCACAGCAAAUGAGUGAAAACCAAAUCAGCUGCAAAUAGGCAAAGCCGUGAAAAAGAGGCUCCAACAAACAACUGAUAUCUCCAGCCCCACGAAGUAGCCGCGGAACGAAGGCUUUUGAGCCAAAUAGUCGCCACAUAGCCAAGAAAGCGCCUAGCAGCUCAGUGCAAACGACAGCCGACAUCAGUAGCAGCUGGGAGAGCGUCGAGUAAGCAACGUCAGUAAAUUUGGCAAACGACAACGAAAAAGAAGAACGAGCUCGCUCAAAGUAAACGGAAAUUAUCAAAGACGAGACGUGACCACGACGCGCAGGCAAAGCUACUGUAGAACAACCGGCAAAUUGGUAAGCAAGCAAAUGAAAAGAAAAAGAAACGCAUAAGAACUUGAAGGGCUCUCGAAAGAAAAGGAAGUGACAUUUGUGAAAUAACUCCAUUUUCAAAGAUAAAAAAACAGGUGAGGCAAGCAAAGCAAAAAGCAAGACGAAGAAAAUUUGCCGAACCAGCCGUUUUUGCCAUUAAAUUUGUGGUAGCAGUCAAGUAACACAGCAGAAGCCGGAAAAAAUGCAGACAAAGGUUUUACUGAACGCCGCAGAAAACUGACAAGAAAAUAUACAAAAUUCUCGCAGAGCCACAAAUCAGUGAGAAAAGGAAACGGCAGUGAAAUAGCAGUGAAGAAACAGAAAGCCGCAAUUAAAGAGUGCCCAAGAAACCGCAAAAGUACGUAAACCAUAAACUAAGAAAAAAUCAAGGCGAAGAUAAAAAGCACAAACGAGCCGACAAAGCGAAGCGGAAGGCGAAAACAUUUUACAAUAAUAAGAAAAAAUCGAAUGCGCUGCAGGCGAAUAUCCGGCCUACAUGCAGAAAGCGUCAAUCAGCGCAAGAAAACGGCAACUGAGUGAACAGCAGAUAACAAAAAAUUAAAGGCACACAAAAAAACAAAAACCAGUGUGAAAAAGGCUAAAAACCACAAAUUUAACAAAAUAAAAAUUCAAGUGAUAUUUUAGUGCUGUGAAUGAGUCGAAACGGAGUUGACGAAGACGAAGCCUACAAAGCAGAAAAAGAAAAUCUGUAAAAGGCAGCUGAAGGAAACUCCCACGACCAAAAGCCAGCGAGACAAAAGCUGAAAAUACGCAAAAUAAGCAGAGAAAAUCAAGUAAAGCCACAAAAGCUGCAAGCAAAGGCAAAACGCUGCUGGGGUGAAAAGAAAAUUCACUAGACGAACACAGAUUUCUACAAAGUAGUUGGAGGGCGGCGUAAAAUAGAAUUAAGCUUUUGUAGCGAUUCAAAAUCUGUGAAAACUCAACCUGAAGGCAGAAAAGGGCUGGAGAUUCGAGCAACAGCAAAGCAGCAGCUUAAAGAGGCGCAGUGAAAUUUUCUUAAGCGUAAAAAUACACAAGUUCAGGGAUAUAAAUCAUUUCAUUUUUUAAAAAUUAAUAAUAACAAACGAAUAACUCCAAAAAUAAAUAAUAAACUCUUAAACAAAAAAUUGCGCAAUUAAAACUUAAAAAGAAAAAAUAAUCAAAAUCAGCAAUUAAAGUUGGGCGAAAAAUUGGUUAUGAAAGUUGGCGAGAAUCAAUGCGGAGCACAGCAAAAUGUAAAUUUAAUAUCUAACGAAGCGAAAUCCAAACGCAAUGGUUUAGAAAUUUUUCAACAAGAAAUUCUCAAAAUCAUUAACGAAAAUAUUUACAAAGCCAUGCGCGAGCAAUAAGGAAAUAAUUAAUAAAAUUAAAAACAAAUAGGAAGCAGCGUAGAACAAAUAAACAACUACUCCUUUUUUAACGCCUUUUUAAAAAAUACAAAAACCAACAAAUAACAAAGUAAUUACAAAGUAAUAAAAUAAUAAUAAUCAAAGAAAUUUUAAUAUUAAAUUAUAAAACAACACGAAAAAGCUAAUUAGAAUAACAAAUUUGGAAGUGAAUCAGUGAUGGUGACAAAGCAAAGACAAUUUCAAAUUGAACUUAGUUGUUAUUUUCAAAUUUCGUUUUUGUUAAUUAAAAUAAUAAAGCAAAAACAAAAACUACUGCUAAUAGACACCACAAUUUAAUUACUGUUUAAUAAUUGUUGAAAAAGCAAAAAACUACGUUUAAACAAAAAACCAAGUAUAACUUAAUAAGACUACAAAGCAACCCAGUUUUAGCAACGCACUCGAGCAAAAAUGUGCCGUAAAGCAAACGACGAUUGAAGUAACGGAAAGUUUUGCAGAAAGCAAUCGCACAGCCGCGACGGUCGAAUGAUUGUAUCUGGCGUAGUAGCAUAGCAGUUUUGUGUCGUUUUGUGUUACGUUUUUCUAACUCUGUGUUUAAUUUUAAUUAAAUCAAAACAAUUUUUGUGAUUAAAGUGCAUUUCUAAGCGUAAUUUAAUGAAAAAUUAAUCUUAAUAACAUAAAAACAAAUUUUAAAAAACAUUCAAAUACAAACUGCAAAAACUCCAACACAAAAUAGUAAGUUCACCAAUUCAAACACACAAAGCCCAAAAAAUAAAAAUAAAUAAAAAAAAUCAGCGUGAAUUUGCAAUUUUCGUUCAGACGUUUGAAGAUAAGUUUUCCACCCGCGCUCAGUCGCUGCAGUUAACUGCAGCGCCAACAUCAUUAAAAUUGGCAACACUACAACAACGCGCAACAAAAACCACAACUCAUCCACAGCAGCUACCACUUCAAGUGCAAGCGCCGCAGCAAUUGGAGCAGCAGCAGCAGCUGAGGCCACCACCAACAAUCGCCACAUCGCCCAUCGCACUAACACGCCCACAACACCCACUACGACCAUUAAGAAUUUAUUUGCGUUUGUUAGCACCGCUACCGCCGUCAGUGCAGCGGUCGAUAUACCGCCCAGUCCGGUCACAGAGGCAGCCGUUGAAGCGACCACCGUCAAUCAGACGCCGCGAUAUUUGGACGAAGCCAUCGCAGCUAAACGACCACAACAACAGCAGCAGCAGCAACAGCACCAGAAGCAGGAGCAACGCAACAGCGAAAGGUUCAAAGGUGUUGCGGCGACACAGCAGCCAGGAGCGUUCGCAGCGGCAGCGCAUACGCGUAGUGGGCAACGGUCAACAGUUACUAAACGGCAGCCGCAGGCUAAAGACGCGUCUGAAAGUGAAGUCGAAAACGAAGUGGAAGCAGAAAGGCGACUUAGAGGUCGAGAAUACGGCGGUGCCAACAGUGACGUUGACGACGACAGCGAGACUGAAAUCGAUAUUGAAGUUGAGCAAGAAGUCGAACGUGAAGGAGCAGAACUGACGCUGGCAGCGGCAGAGGGUCGGGGUGAGGGUAGCGACGUGUACGGCGACUUCGAAGCACAAUUCGAACUGGAGGCCGAAGUGGAUCGUCACGCCAACGAUUUGAUCCACAUCGAUCAAGUCUUCGAGGAGUUGCGACAGAAAAUGGAAGUGCUCUCAGUACAAAAUCAAUAUCAGGGACAAUUCGGUGUCAUCGGUUCAAGCAAAGUUAAAGACUGGACGAGUCCGUUAACGCCACCACCACCACCACCAUCAUCAUCAUCACAACUGCUAUCAACAAGCAACAGCAUCACCAGUGACAACGUUGCGCACAAUCAACGCAACGGCAACGGCAACAACAACAACAGAAACGUUAGCAACUACCAAAUAAAACAGGACGAGGAGCAGCUCCUAGAGCUGUACACCGAAGGCGCAGUAGAGGGUGGGGACGUUGUUGACGGCGGAAAUUGGUCAGCGCCACUAAAACAAGCAGAACAACACUACAAUCAUCAUAAUUAUCACCACGAGCAGCGACAGCAACACUUUUAUUACAACAAUCACCACUACGGUGGCACCCACCACACUAACAACUACCACCAUCAUAAUCAACCACACCCCAACAAUUACCACCACUAUCAGAAACAACAACAACAACAGCAACAAUACUGCAACCACCAACAAUACACCACUGGGCAACAAAAACAAGCAAAGCAACAGAAAUCGCAAAAAGCCAACAACGCAACAACAAAAGAAGAGAACACCAAAGGCGCCUUCAACGACAACAUGUUCUACUAUGAGCCACCAGUGACUUCGGCCAUUACACCAGUGGGCACACCAACAUCGGGUAGCUGCUUCGGUAGCGCCACCACUGAUGUGGACAUCGCCGCCGUCAAUGAGCUGGCGCAGCGGGUGCAGACGGAGUUGCGGGAUGCCAAGAAGCGUCAUUUGGACUGCACUGAAGUCUCAUUGCCAUUUAAUCUCAUGCCGCGCAUUGCGGCCGAAAUAAUCAAGGCUUCGGAGCGGGAACCGUGUGGCGUGCGUGGCUGUUCGCUGUACAUCGAUUUCGAGUGUGAGCCGAGCAAUGUGAGACGCAUUGCCUCGUUCAAAGUGGAUGACUCCACCGUCUCCACCUUCGAGUUGUAUCUCAUGCUAAAGCAGGACAAGAGCGGCUGGACCUCUUUGUUGCCACAAUUUAUCAAAAAUCUUACACGCAGCAACACCAUUUUGGUGAGCCCCGAUUUCACGCUGACCAAAAACAAGCUUUACUCCUGCGAUUAAUGCGCUUAAGCGAAUUCCAGCUGAAUGGUUGCGAGAAGAGAGAUUUUUUUUAUUAUAUGUAUACAUACCAACCCAGAGAUCUCAUUUAUUCUCCUUCACACAACCACAAACAAAGCAUAACAAAUACAAAGUAAUGAACGAAACGAAAGGACCUUAAACGAAGGGCAUCAGAAUUUGGUCAAUUGCGUAUUAGCUGUAUGGAAUAGACAACUUAUACGCUAUUCAUUUUUUUUAUUAAUCAAAUGGGCGUGGCUUUAACUACAACUACAAAAGAAAACUUCAAACAAUUACUACAACAAAACCAGGAACAACGCAUAACGAGAAUACUUUACUUUCUCAACAAUCCCUCCGAAUUUCAUUAUUUUUACUGGACACCACAAACAAACAGUCGAAAGAGGCAAUAAAAAUAACGAGUUGCAGGUAGGAAAAGGAUGUGAGGUUAGAAAUAAUUGAAACCGCUAAGGAAGGCGCUGGAGAUUUCGGAUUAAACAAAUGCAACAACCCCCAAAAAAUCAAAAAAGCAAAUAAACUUGGAUCACACUUUUUCUGUUCGCUAAAUUGCUAGAGAAGUCGAAAGCAAGUUUCGGAAUAUGGCGCAUACAUAAAUACAUGAAACAAAAAAGCGACAAUUACAAUUCAAUUCGUAUCAACUACAACUACAAUAGCAGCAACCACAACUCAAUAACAUUUGCAGGCAAAGAAGAUAAACACAGGAAUGCCAACGGCAACAAAUGAACCAACAGUUACCGGCUAAAUAAUUUGGACCGAAAACUUAUGAAACUAACAAAGGGGUAAGAGUUAUGCAAUUAAGGUGCAGAGAAAUUGUAUGUAACGGCAAAGCAGUACGAUUUUGCGUACCAACGGUGCGCGAUCGUUGAGGACUAAGAAGCAAAAGCAGUAAAAUUAGUGACUACUAUUUUGGGAAUACUGCAUUCGUUAGAAGAAGAGAAGAAGAAGGGAUAAAAUAUUUGUAAUUUAUAAAAUUAAUAACAAAAACAAACAAAGAAACAUUAAAUCGGACGCCUACGCUAACGUCCAACACUGUAUUUAUGGUAGUAUUACGUAAAUAACAAACCAACAAACCAACAAACAUACAAACAAGCAAGCAAGCAAGAAAAGCUCUUUAACUUAUUUCCUUUUUCUAUGCAAUGAGAAAUUUAAUGGCGAUUUUUUCAUAAACCUACAAAAUGAAAACAGUUUUGAAAAAAUCAAAUAAGCAAAUAAGAAACUCUUAAAACUUUAAGAUAAGCGAUGCAAAACGCAAAAACAAACAAAGUCGAUGUGAUAUUAAUUAAUGAUAACUAAUUGAUAGUAAGAGAGAAACAAACUAAUAUUAAAUUAAAAUUUAAAAAACAAAAUAGUGGUAAAACACGAAUUUCAACACAGUUUUUCUUAUUAUCUACUUAAUUUGGCCAAAGCAAUUUUUUUCUUUAUUCCAAAAUGCAAUAGAACAGGAAUUAAGUAGAAUUAUAAAUGUGAGUAUUGGAGUAUUGGAAGUAAGUGGCUGGGUUGUUGUGGAAAGAGAAAACAUAGACGCAGGCUGCGACAAAGCGACUCAGACGGCAUUGGCAGUAAGCAGGAAGCGGCUGAGUGAAGGCAGUUGGCAGCAGCGUGAAGGCAGCAGUGCGGAGUCGCGAAGCAGUAAGACGUUGUCACGCGCCGAUGGAUUUUUUGCGGUAGAGUGAAGCAGUGAAACAUUUAUCAAGAGUAAGAAUUAUUGGAAGCAAAUGUUUUAGGUAUUUUUCUAUUUUUGGAGACUUUAAAGAUGCAUUGAAAUAAUAAUUAGCUGCGGAUGGCAAAAAGUCUAAAAAAGGGCGCAAGAGCAAUGGAAGAUUUAGUGCUAGGAAAUAUUCGCCAGUUGUCGUUAAAGCAGUUGCUUAGAGUGGCAAUUGGGAUUUUGUAAAUCUUUUAUUUUUCAAAGUGUUGCUUAACGUAAAUGCUGCUAUUUCAGUACUUUGCACUGGUUUUAAUUAAUUUCUUCUUUUUUUUUGUAUGUAUGCAUCUAUAAAAUAUUUUUGCUUAUGUUAGGUUGACCUGGCUGGCUGAAGAUGGAGCUAGACUUUUACGUUUCUUUGUAGUAGAAAUAAAAUACUUUAACUAUGCAUGAAUUUGCUCAUAAAUUUCUUCAAAUAAUUCGCAAAAGCUAUAACUUUUUUCAAUUGCCAUCAAAGCGAAAUCCAUUUAAGUUAUUAGUUGGCGCUGAUUUUACAAAAAUCACUGCUAGUUUUGCUUUUAGUUUCAUAUAUAUUUUCUAAAUCAAAAGUAAAAUUAUUGAAAAAUUAUUUAACAAUCUUGAAAUUAUGCAUUAACAUGAAAGUUCUAGUUAAAUUCUUUUAAACAUUUUUUUGUAAAUUUUUUUUUAUAUUUUUGAAUUUUUCGUAAUUUUUGUACACUGAUUUUAAUAUAUUUUAAAUCCUUAAAAUAAUAACAAAAAUUGGUUGAGCUUAAAACUAAAGUAUUUAAAAAUCUUGCAAUUGCGCGUUAACAUGAAAGUUUUAGUUAACUUUUUUUUAAUUUUUUUUUUGUAUUUUAUUUUAAUUUUUUACACUGAUUUAGAUAUUUUUUUGUUUCACUUGUUUGACACAAAUCGGCCUGUUUUUUGUGAUUAAGCAUACGUUUUUUUGUUUCUAAUUAAUUUUUAUGAAUAAUUAAAAAAUUUUUAGACUUAGUUAAACUAAAUUUUCUUUUGUAUUGAUAUUUGCAUAUUUAAAGGACUUAUUUGAAAGGGCUUAAAUGCUUUUAUAUUUCAAAUUUUUAAUUUCUUUUAAAAUUUUUAAUUUCUGUUACAAAUAUUAAACUUUUAAAUUUUUACUUAUCUAAAUUUUUUAAUAUUAAAAAAAAGAUUUUUAAAUUAAAAGAAAAAUUAAUUUUAAAUUUAAUUUGAUUUAGAAUUAAAGUAAAAUCAAAACAAAAAUUUUUAAUGUUAAAAAACAGUUUUAAUUUAAAUUCUAAGUUUUGAAUUAAAAAAUGUAUGUAUGUACUUUUAGAAUCUAAAUUUAAUUUAAUUUAAAAUUUUUAAAAAAAUUUUUGUUACACUUUGCAAAAAUUAAAAAAUAAAAAUUUGUAUUAAAUAAUUUUUUCUAACUGUAAGCAGCUACUUGUACGACAACAUAGGCAUAUUGAAAGCUCUUUAAGCCAAUAUACACAUUACUGUUUUUCCAAUUAUCUAUAACUGGUUUUCAAUUAUGUACGCCUCCUCCUAAACUUGUUUCAAAUCUUUUUUGCUACCAUUCAUUAUUCGGAGCUUAUUUGCUUUUUUUUUCUUUUCAAAUAAAUCCCACAAAUUACAUACAAAUAAAAGCACUCACCGCACUCAGUACAGUUAGAGUGCACUGAAAUAAGAUCCAAUGAAAUUUAUUUACGUAAUGUUACAAAAUUGAAAACUAAUUUCACGCUUGUUAAAUGGAUUAAUUUCAUCCAUUUUUGUGGUACACUUAAACACACAUACCAACACCCACAAAACAAACAAUCAAUAUAAUGCGUGUAUGUAGUAGUACAGCGCGAAUAGUGUAGCGUAGAUGUUAGCAAAUUAGUUAAGAAAAAAAAAACGAUGAAGAAGACGAAGGACGAAGAAGAAGGAAAAGCAGAACAGCAAAUUACAAUAUAAAAUAGCCACCCAGCUCUUUCAAACAAUAAAACAAUAGAAAAUUCAAAUCCAAAUGCAAAAAAAAAUAAUAUUUAUGUA